Molecule: messenger RNA, 1113 nt
Organism: Apodemus sylvaticus (European woodmouse)
Lineage: Eukaryota; Metazoa; Chordata; Mammalia; Rodentia; Muridae
Product: 5-hydroxyisourate hydrolase
Exons: 5
Coding region: 153-578 (141 amino acids)
Biological process (GO): purine nucleobase metabolic process
Molecular function (GO): hydroxyisourate hydrolase activity
Source: RefSeq, a predicted model, not a curated record
UCCCAACAGCAUGCUCCCAACCAGGUCCAUUCUUUUCCUUUAAAUCAACACCCCUCGGGCCCCAAAACCGAGUAGGCUGCCAGGGCUCAUCUGGAGGAAGGAAAGGGUGACUGCCGGUGGGAGUUGCACAGACCAGAGCUCUGGGGCAGGGCAUGAGUUCCAGGACCGCCCCGCGGCUGCUGACGCUCCAGAGACACCUAGGCUGGCCGCAGGCUGGCAACAUGGCUACGGAGAGCAGUCCCCUGACUACUCAUGUAUUAGACACUGCCUCGGGGCUCCCUGCCCAGGGCCUCUGCCUCCGUCUGUCCCGUCUGGAGGCCCCCAGCCAGCAGUGGAUGGAGCUAAGGACAAGCUACACAAACCUGGACGGUCGCUGUCCUGGGCUCCUGACACCAAGCCAGAUAAAGCCAGGCACCUAUAAGCUGUACUUCGACACAGAGCGCUACUGGAAAGAGCGGGGUCAAGAGAGCUUUUACCCAUAUGUUGAGGUUGUUUUCACUAUUACAAAGGAGACCCAGAAAUUCCACGUACCUCUGCUGCUGAGCCCAUGGUCCUACACCACCUACCGGGGGAGCUAAAGCCAUGUGUUACCUGAAGAAAGCCAUCUAUGUGCCUGUUUCCUUCCCAGACUUAGCCACCCACACAAAUCAUGGGCUCAUCAAAGGACAUGAAGUUGCGGCUUGCUGAACAGAUUCUAGCUGCCCUGGAGUUUUAUAAUGAGAAGGUGUGACUUGGGUGUCAAUAAAGAGAGUUCCAACGCCUGAAGCUCUGACCCUAUCACUGGGACAGGGACAAUAAGCCAGGGCUUUGCUUCUGCUCCAAGUCUCUUAGUUUCUUUUCCUGUGGCUGUGAUGAGAUACUCUUGGCAGAAGCAAUUUGAGAAAGGGUUUGAUUCUGGAUUAGUUCAAGUUACAGUUCUUCGUGGUCGGGAAGUCACAGUAAAGGAAGGCGGAGGGAGCUGGGCACAUUGUGGCUGCAGUCAGGAAGCAGAGAGCAAGGCCAGGCAGUUGGUAGUGCGUGCCUUUAAUCCCAGCACUUGGGAGACAAAGGCAGGCAGAUCUCUGAGUUUAAGGCCAACCUGGUCUACAGAGCUGUCUAUAUAGUAUUUCAGGA